Molecule: messenger RNA, 3461 nt
Organism: Trichosurus vulpecula (common brushtail)
Lineage: Eukaryota; Metazoa; Chordata; Mammalia; Diprotodontia; Phalangeridae
Product: zinc finger protein 260-like
Exons: 5
Coding region: 103-2163 (686 amino acids)
Biological process (GO): regulation of transcription by RNA polymerase II
Molecular function (GO): DNA-binding transcription factor activity; RNA polymerase II cis-regulatory region sequence-specific DNA binding
Source: RefSeq, a predicted model, not a curated record
GUUUCGGAUCCUCCUGGGAGAGGGGGGAGGAGCUCUGUGCCAGAGCUCUGCCUUUUGAGGACUUGGCUUUUCCCAAAGAAGAGGAGAGGUGGAAAGGACAGAAUGACCUCUGGGCUCCUAACAGCCAGGGCUGACCAGGGGUCAGUGACCUUCCAGGACGUGGCCGUGGACUUCACGUGGGAGGAGUGGGGGCACCUGGGCCCUGCCCAGAAGGAGCUGUACCGGGAGGUGAUGCUGGAGAACUACGGGAACCUGGUGUGCCUGGGGCUUGCCGUUUCUAGUCCAGAUGUCGUCUGCCAGCUGGAGAGAGGGGAAGGACCUUGGAUGCCCGAGGGAGACGUCCCAGGAAGCAGCUGUGCAGGUUGGGAGACCAAGUUUUCAGCUCCAAAACUGGGCAUUGCUUUUAAAGAAUCAUCUCAGGAAACACUAACAAGGGUUGAUAUAUGUGUCUCCAAGUUAGAAGAAGCCUGGAAACUUAAAGACAAUUUAGAAACUCUUCAGAGCAAUAAGGAAAAGAGUAUCCAUAAAUAUGAUACCUAUAGAAAAGGCCAGUAUAAUGAAUGUGGGAAACCCUUCACCUGUAAUUCAGGGCUUAUGGAGUAUCAGACAAUUCAUAUUAGUGAGAAGCCUUAUGAAUGUCAUGAAUGUGGAAAGGCCUUCAAUCAGAAAGCAGAACUUAGACAACAUCAGAGAAUUCAUACUGGAGAGAAACCUCAUGAAUGCAAUGAAUGUGGCAAGGCCUUCCGCCGUAGUUCACAGCUUACUGAACAUCAGAGAAUUCAUACUGGAGAGAAACCUUAUGAAUGUCAUGAAUGUGGCAAAGCAUUCCGACAGAGGUCAAAACUUACUCGACAUCAGAGAAUUCACACUGGAGAGAAAACUCAUGUUUGUAAUGAAUGUGGGAAAGCCUUCCACCAGAGCUCAGCACUUAUUCAACAUCAAACAGUUCAUACUGGAGAAAAACCUUAUGAGUGUCAGGAAUGUGGGAAGGCUUUCAGCCUAAGCACACGAUUUAUUGUACACCAGCGAAUUCAUACUGGAGAGAAACCUUAUGAAUGUCAUGAAUGUGGAAAAGCCUUCCACCAGAGAACAGGACUUACUGAACAUCAGCGAAUUCAUACUGGAGAGAGAGCUUAUGAAUGUAACAAAUGUGGGAAGACUUUCUGCCAGAGAACAGGACUUACCCAACAUCAGAGAAUUCAUACUGGAGAGAAACCUUAUGAAUGUAAGGAAUGUGGAAAGGCCUUCUGCCAGAAAACAAGGCUUACUCAGCAUCAAAGGAUUCAUACUGGGGAGAAACCGUUUGAAUGUAAGGAAUGUGGGAAGGCCUUUCGAGUAAGAACACUGCUUACUCAACAUCAGAUAAUUCAUACUGGAGAGAAACCUUUUGAAUGUAAGGAAUGUGGGAAGGCCUUUCGCCUGAGCACAGGGCUUAGUGAACAUCAGAGAAUUCAUACUGGAGAGAAACCUUAUGAAUGUAAUGAGUGUGGGAAGGCUUUCCGGUGGAGUGCAGGACUUAGUCGACAUCAAACAAUUCAUACUGGAGAGAAACCUUUUGAAUGUAGUGAAUGUGGGAAGGCCUUUCGCCUGAGCACAGCACUGACAGAACAUCAGAGAAUUCACACUGGAGAGAAGCCUUUUGAGUGUAAUGAAUGUGGGAAGGCCUUCCGUCUGAGCAUAGGACUUACUGAACAUCAGAGAAAUCAUACUGGAGAAAAACCAUAUGAAUGUAGUGAAUGUGGAAAGGCCUUCAGCCAGAGUACACAGCUUAAUAGACAUCAGAGAAUUCAUACUGGAGAGAAACCAUAUGAAUGCAAUGAAUGUGGGAAGGCCUUUUGCCAAAGAGCAAACCUCACACAACAUCAGACAGUUCACACUGGUGAGAAGCCUUAUGAAUGUAACGAAUGUGGGAAGGCUUUUAGCCAAAGCACAGCACUUACUGGACAUCUGAGAAUUCAUACUGGAGAGAAACCUUACGAAUGCAAUGAAUGUGGGAAGGCCUUCCGUUUGAGGACAGGACUUACUGAACAUCAGAGAAUUCAUACUGGACAAAAACCAUAUGCAUGUAAUGAAUGUGGAAAGGCUUUCCGUCUGAGCAAACAGCUUACUCAACAUUACAGAAUUCACACUGGAGACAGGCUUUACGAAGGUAGAGCCUUUUGAAAGAAAUGAGUUUGAGAUUUUUAGCCAGAGUGCAUUUUUUUUUUCAGAAAGUAGAAAUUCCAACCUAAGGGAAACCCUGUAGACAAAUCAAAUUCCCUUCUAAUUUCAUACAACAGCUGUUUCAAUCCUUUUCCUCUCUGUUCAAGUCCCCAAUCACCACCCUCCCCUAACCUCCAUGUUUGCAGCAGAUGAUUCACUACUAAUUUACCAAGAACUUUGUUCCAUUCUGAAAGCAGCUCACUGCCCUUUUCCCUUAUAAUCACAGAAGUCACCCUGUUCCUUCCUGAUUGCUCUUUUGUGCCCAUCAUCCCAUUCAUUCUUAAUUCUCUCCAAUUUCAAGUCAUUGACAAGUCUUGUCGAUUUUAUCACUACAACAUGUCUAACAUCUGAUCCUCCUCUCUGCUUGCAUAGUUCACACCCUUAUCAUCCUUUACCUUAACUAUUGCAAUAGCUUCCUGGUUAAUCUCCUUGCUUCCAAUUUCUCUAUGCUCUGAUCUAUUCCCUACCUAGUUUCCAAUAUACCCACCCAGAAGCACAGGCCUUUCUAGGUCAUUCCCCCACUCAAGAAUCUUCAGUGGCUCCUGUUUGGCUCUAGUGCAAAAUACAAACUUCUCUGCUGUUUGGAGUUUCUCCUAUGCCAACUUUAACUGCCUUUCUAGUGUUACUUCACAUUGCUUCCCUUCACGCAUUCUGAUGUUCCAAAUUUUUGUUUUGUUUUGUUGUUCAGUCAUGUCUGACUUUGCAAAUAAGUAUAUGUGACCCAGAGUCAGAACUCUGAGCUUACAGAGUAAAUCUUUGGAGUUUUUCAUUAAUUAAAUACUCUCUAUGGCUCAAGCUUGGACCCACAGUCUUCUCAGGAAUAUAAGAAUCUGGUUCCUUUCAGCUCUUUCCUACGGGCAUUUAAUAAUGCAGAUUUUGUCUUCAGCUUGCUGCCCCCAUUACAAUUGGCCCUCUACCUCCUUUCUCCAGGAAACAUUUUUUUCUUCUUGAGUUCCUUCCUCCCAGCCCCACCAACAAAUCCCAUCCAGCUCACUGCUUUCUUCUCUUUAUCCUGUAUCUCCAGUGACUUGAUUUAGCUUGCUUAACUCUGCUUAUUUGUUUUUCAGAAGUAGGGUGGGGAGUUAAUGGGAACUGACAACUAUGUUAAAAAAAAUUAAUAAAGCAUUGAAAAAUUAAAAAAAAAAGAUCCCUGGGGAACACCGUUGAAAACCUCCUGUUGAUUUGCCAUGUACUCCUUAAUUACCAGUCUGACCAUUGACCCAGUUCUGAAUUCAUCUAAUGUAUUGUUGUCCAGUCCA